Messenger RNA from Medioppia subpectinata, 240 nucleotides. Lineage: Eukaryota; Metazoa; Arthropoda; Arachnida; Sarcoptiformes; Oppiidae. The record is from the annotation of a GenBank genome assembly.
AUUACAUCGAAUUCCAGUUCAGAUACGACCUCAGAAGUGGCCACUAAUCAAACCACAACCCAAGAUCAGCGACGAGUUGACGAUAGAAAGAAAAAGGUUCGGGAACAAAGAGGAUGUGUUAUAACCGAGUUAUUGCAGACCGAAAGGGAUUACCGGAUGAAUCUUGAGGUCUGCGCCAACAUAUUCCUCACCGACAGAGAAGAGGGGGUAAAAAAUGGCAUAGAUUUGGGCCGUCUUUUC